UGAAUUUUAACCUCAAUUUUUGAAUUUGUUUCUAUUCAAAUUUUCAUUUUGAGAAGUAUAUUUUCAAAUGACUUUUUAUCUAAAACCACCAAGGGGAUUAUUGAAUUUGCAUCAGUUAGAGGAGUGUGUGAAGCGUCGGCUCAUUUUCUAUGAAAAUAUUUGUAGUAGCCCCAAGGAUGAUCUAAAAUUGAAUUUGAAUGAUUUUGAAUUUUUGGUGGAAGACAGUGCCUUAGACAGGGCGGGACAUUUUUUAUUGAGGCUUUUUGCAUACCGUCACAAAAUUUUUCGACACAUAUUUCUUGAAAAUGAACGAAAGUUGCUAGAAAUUCGAUUAGACUCCUAUGAUAUACAUGACAUCAAACAUUUUCUAAAGAGAUUGCUGAAACAUUCACUGGACAAUCUGAAGAAUUGCAAUAGUCAAUUGUUGAAUGAGCUGCAUGUAGUUUUGGUAAACCUUUCUUCAUCUAUGUUGAACAAGGAGUUUUUAAGCCACAUUUUCAGUUAUGAACAUAAGGUGACAUGUGAGCAAUACAUUUUGAGAGUACCAUUUCAACAUUGCUCUGCCCUAAUCCAGAAUAGAGAAGUGAAUCUGAAUGGAGGGUUUGCUGAAAUCCCUUGCAGUAUUUGGAGAAUCAUUUUAUUAACUCUUUUCGAUACUUACCUUAAAGCUGUUUUGAAAGAAAUGAACUUCAGUCAAUGUGUUGAUAAAGCUCUAUCAGAUAACAGGAUACAAGAUAUUUUCAAGGAACUCCAUUUAUCUAAUGUGAAAUAUUUUCAACAGAUGGGAGAAAAAAGUAGAACAUUUAAUAUGUCACAAAUCAAGGAAGAAACAGAGAUUUUUCCUUUAUGUAUGUUGCAUUUGUACAAAAUAUUAGAUAAAACUAAUAGGUUGCCCCAUAAUGAGAGGUUUGACUUCAGUCUCUACAUGAAAGGAAUAGGAGUAUCUUUGUCAGAUUCCUUGAAAUUUUGGGAGACGCUCUACUCUAAAGAACACACAUCCUGUUCCAGAUGUACACAUAACUGGCAAAAGAAUGAAAAGCGUUAUAUUUAUGGAAUUAGACAUCUGUAUGGUCUCGAAGGAUCUAGAAGAAAUUAUCAGUCGCGCUCAUGCAGAUAUAUACAGAAUAAAAAUUUGGGGCCCGUAGAAGAGGGUGGCUGUCCGUUCCGGCAUUUUGACGAUUCUAAUUUGAGAAAAGUUUUAAAAUCACUGUUGCCCAGCAAUCCAGAUGAGGUAGAAGUUAUGAUUCACAAGAGAAAUGAAGAACCUAGCCUAUCCUGUAAACUGUUUUCUGAUGCAGUACUCAGAAAAAUUACUGGAAAAGUUGUCGAGAGGAAUGUUACAAUUGAGAGUCCAGUACAUUAUUACUUUUCCAUGAAGAAACAAUUGGAGCUGACAGUGGAGAGAUAGAAGAUUGGUGCAGAGAGUGGAUUUUAAAGGUAUGGACAAUUAGUGAUUGCAUCAAUUUUUUUGUCAAGGCUUUAGCAACAAAAACUUUCGCUUCCAAAUUUAUAUGUAGACUAAUUGUCCGUAUCUUGUAUCUCGUGAGGAUGAUUACUAGGUAGAAAAAUCUUCACCAGAAAAAGUAAUAAUUAUUUAUUAAUAAUUUUAACAUCACCGCAAUAAUUCAUUACAACUGUGAUAAUAUCGGUAAUUUUUGAUAGGUAUAUUGGGAAAAUUAUAAUUCUCUAAUUGAUAUUUGCAAAGCAAUGAAAUGCUAUUUCAGCAUUUUUUCCAUAAUACCUAUCUUUUGAUCACACUUUUUGAUAUUUUAUUGUAAAAUAUAUUUUUUCAGUAUGCCUUAAUUCUAUACACUUAAAAUUUUAUGUACGAGAAUCAGUUUUUACAUGAUUUGUAAAAUAUAAACACUCAGAAUAGUUAACAAUCAGA
Leptinotarsa decemlineata (Colorado potato beetle) is the source of this 1888-nucleotide messenger RNA. RefSeq names its product DNA primase large subunit. Lineage: Eukaryota; Metazoa; Arthropoda; Insecta; Coleoptera; Chrysomelidae. The record is from RefSeq and is a predicted model, not a curated record. Gene Ontology annotation, cellular component: alpha DNA polymerase:primase complex. Gene Ontology annotation, biological process: DNA replication initiation; DNA replication, synthesis of primer.